CGGACUACGAUUACACUUGGUCACAGUUUGGUGUUGUGUUUUAGCGUGUCAAGUUCUUGGCGUCGUUGCCGGCGACCUCUAGGUUAUUGUAGAAACGUGAAAGUCUGUUACUUUAGCGUUUUUCUUUUCUUUUCCACCCAUGCUUUUCAAUUGGGUGUUAUGUUUUUGUUGGUGCAGAUAUGAAACAUGGAUACUCAUGGCUUCACCAACCAUUGGGGGUAUCAACCACCAUCCGUGUGGUAUUACCCCGAGACUUCGUGGUGCAAUCAAGGAGGAGAAGACUAUGGAUUCGGAUGUCAUUACCAACCCCCCUACUAUGGAGAACAACCAAACCCUUGGGAACCUCAAGAAUAAUAUCCUUUUCAAGAAGAAUUCUUGCUACAACCAAAGGGGUUAUCUGAGUUGGAGUUAGCCAUGGAGGCCUUCACGUGCCACUCUGCAGAGCCAUACUACACUACACUGGCAGACCCGAACAAACAAUUGAGGCUUCGAAAUGAUGAGGGCAAAUGGGUCACUGAGGAAAGUGGGAAGGCUACUAUUGCUACCAACUUUUACCAAACACUGUUUACCUCGGAGUCCCGGGUUCCUAAUAUGACCGAUAAGGUGGCGAAUCUCCCCUUUUCCCAUAGUGUUACUCCGCAGAUGAAUGCUGUUGACGGCGGAAGUAUUGCCUGAUGAGGUUCGGAGAACGGUCUUUUCAAUGGGGUCGAAGUAGGCUAUGGGAUCUGAUGGCUUUACCGGAAAGUUCUUCAAAGCAUUCCGGGAUAUUGUGGGCACUUCGAUGAUUGAUGCAGUAUGUUCAUUCUUUACAACUAGUCGAAUGCUGUGGAGUUUUAACCAUACCUGGCUCACUUUGAUUCCUAAAGUGGAUUAUGUGGAAACAAUCUACCAGUUGCGUCCGAUCAGCCUAUGUCAGUUUGUUUAUAAAGUGAUAACCAAGAUCAUGGCUGGACGGCUUGCAGGUCUGCUCCCUCAGAUCGUUUCUGAGGGUCAGAAUGCGUUUAUAAGAGACCUGCAAAUUAUCGACAACAUCCUUCUCAGACAUGAGUUAAUGCAUUAUCUAAAAAUAAAGAAGCAGUGGAAGAAGGGGUACAUGGCUCUAAAGGUUGACAUGGAAAAAGCCUAUGAUAAAAUCGAAUGGCCCUUCCUUCUGACAGUUUUGGAUAAAAUGGGUUUUAACUCUGUCUGGCAAGGAUGGAUACAUGAAUGUCUUCGCUCCGCUUCAAUUUUGGUCCUGAUGAAUGGUACGCACUCGGGUUAUUUCACUUCCUCUCGGGGGCUCCGACAGGAGGAUCCAUUGUCGCCUUUCUUAUUUGUGCUAUGCACGGAGGGGUUUGUGCCUCUUCUUUGGAAAGCGAUCUCGGAAAAGAAGUUGGGGGGGGGGGGGGGUGAAAGUGUGAGAAUUUAAUUGAGGUGUUGAACGAAUAUGAGGAGUUGAGUGGUCAACGGGUUAAUCUGGAGAAAUCUGCAGUCUAUUUCAGCAAAAAUGUUGCCCUGCCAGAUCAAGAGUUCUUGGCCACGAUUCUAGGGGUCUGUGCAGUAGGGGUCCAUGACAAGUAUCUGGGGUUACCCACUUUGAUUGCCCGCUCCAAAAUGGCUACGUUUCGAUAUUUAGAGGAGAAAUUACUAGAGCGACUGCAGGGGUGGAAGCAAAGUACAUUGUCCUGCGCGGCAAAGGAGACAUUAAUUAAGUCAAUAGCUUUGGCCUUACCCAUGCAUGUUAUGUUGUGCUUCCGGUUGCCCCUCUCUCUUUGUCGACCUUUGGAUAGACAUGUGGCCCGGUUCUGGUGGGGUGCUAAGGAGGGCAAUCCCAAGGUUCGGUGGGUGUCCUGGCGCAAUCUGUGCAGGAGUAAACACGAUGGGGGGAUGGGAUUUCGCCGGUUUGAACAUUUUAACCAAGCGCUUUUAGCGGGUUGGAUCCGAUCCUUAAGCCUCGUUGUUUAAGGAGGUUCUUAAACCAUUUUUAUUGGCUGAUACUAGAUUAGGUAGUUAAUGAGGGGUUAGUAGUUAAUCGUUAGUUGGAAUAAAUAAGAUAUUAUGAA
Molecule: messenger RNA, 2042 nt
Organism: Linum trigynum
Lineage: Eukaryota; Viridiplantae; Streptophyta; Magnoliopsida; Malpighiales; Linaceae
Source: the annotation of a GenBank genome assembly